Molecule: messenger RNA, 2669 nt
Organism: Heterocephalus glaber (naked mole-rat)
Lineage: Eukaryota; Metazoa; Chordata; Mammalia; Rodentia; Bathyergidae
Biological process (GO): regulation of transcription by RNA polymerase II
Cellular component (GO): nucleus
Molecular function (GO): RNA polymerase II transcription regulatory region sequence-specific DNA binding; DNA-binding transcription factor activity, RNA polymerase II-specific
Source: RefSeq, a predicted model, not a curated record
ACGAGCCAAUCAGCGAUGGGGGGGCUGUACGAUCUGUCCAAUCAGGUGGGCCCAUCAAGAGUGAGAUUUCCGGUGUCAUGGCGCCCAAGCGAGUGUACCGAGCGGGGUGCUGAGAGCUCCCGGCGGGUAAGACCGCCUUCUGUGACUGCUGCUGGCUGCAGGCUGCAUGGGAAGGACUCCGGGACCGGGAGCCACGCGAUGGAGGCAGUGACCUUCGAGGAUGUGGCCAUGAACUUCACCAGGGAGGAGUGGGCUUUGCUGGAUCCAUCCCAAAAGAAGCUCUACAGAGAUGUGAUGUGGGAAACCCUUAGGAACCUGGCUGCCAUCGGAAGAAGCUCAGGUGACCAGCAAAUUGAAGAUGAGUACAAAACUUGCAGGAAAAGUCGAAGAAGUGUAGAGGGAGAGAAAUCCUGUCAGUGUAAAUUAUGGUACCAGCAUGGAGAAAUGGUUGAUUGGACUCCAGAUACUAAUGUGCACAUGAAAGUUGGUAUGAAUCCAGGUGAAAGCCUUUUCUCUAGAAGGCGCAUGAUUGGUCAUUCCUCAGCAGAUGGGCUCAUCAUAGCUGAUUCUGGACUCAAAUCAUAUGUGCAGCAGGGAUUUCAAGAGAAGCUCUCUAACUGUAACACACAUGGGAAAACCUGCACAAAGCUCCAGUGCUUUCAGAAACAUCCAAAGACAAGUCUUGCGGAGAAAUCCCAUGAAUAUAUACUAUGUGGAAGAGCCUUCUCUGAUUGCACUGAAGAAAGUACCAUUGAAGAGAAGCCAUUUAUAUAUAAACAAGAUGUGAAAUCAUUCAUUGAACUGAAUGAUAUUCCAAUCAGGGAAGAAAGUCACAGUGUAGUGAAUACAUACCCAUGUAUACCAUGCGGGAAAAGUUUUAAUUCCCACCAUGAUAUUCAGACACACGACAAAGGUCAUAGUGGAGAAAAAACCUGUGUAGAUAAAUACUGUGGAAAUUUCUUCACUAACAAUGAUUUAUUUGAUGAUCAUGAAAGAACUCACAUUGGGGAGAAAUGCUAUGUAUGUAAGCAGUGUGGGAAAGCUUUCAGCAGACAUGCUUAUUGUCAAACCCAUGAACGGAGGCACACUGGGGAGAAACCCUAUAUAUGUAAGGUAUGUGGGAAAGCUUUCAGCACUAAUGGUGUUUGUCAAAGACAUCAACAAACUCACACUGGGAAGAAGCCCUAUGUAUGUAAGCAUUGUGGGAAAGCUUUCAGCACUCAUGCACAUUGUCAAAUACAUGAACGGACUCACACUGGGGAGAAACCCUAUGUAUGUAGGCAAUGUGGGAAAGCUUUCAGCACAGGUGGAGAUUGUCAAAGACAUGAGCGGACUCACACAGGAGAGAAGCCCUAUGUAUGUAAACAGUGUGGGAAGGCUUUCAGCACACACGCUCAUUGCCAAACACAUGAACGCACUCACACUGGGGAGAAACCCUAUGUAUGUAAGCAAUGUGGAAAAGCUUUCAGCACACAGAGUUAUUGUCAAACACAUGAACGGACUCACAGUGGAGAGAAACCAUAUAUAUGUAAGCAAUGUGGGAAAGCUUUCAGCACACAUAGUUAUUGUCAAAUACAUGAACAGACUCACACUGGGGAAAAACCCUACAUAUGUAAGCAAUGUGGGAAGGCUUUCAGCACACACAGAUAUUGUCAAAUACAUGUACGAACUCAUACUGGGGAAAAACCAUAUGUAUGUAAACAAUGUGGGAAAGCCUUUAGCACACACAAAGAUUGUCAAAUCCAUGUACGAACUCACACUGGGGAGAAACCCUAUGUAUGUAAGCAAUGUGGGAAAGCAUUCAGUACAUGCAGUUCUCAUAAAACUCAUGAAAGAACUCACACUGGGGAGAAACCCUAUGUAUGUAAGCAAUGUGGGAAAGCAUUCAACAGGAAAGCUAGUUGGCGAAUACAUGAACGGACUCACACUGGGGAGAAACCCUAUGUAUGUAAGCAAUGUGGAAAAGCUUUCAGCGAGCAUAGAAAUUGCCAAAGACAUAUACGAACUCACACUGGUGACAAACCAUAUGUAUGUAAACAAUGUGGAAAAGCUUUCAGCAGACACAGUUAUUGUCAAGCACAUGAAAGGACGCACACUAGGGGGAAACCCUAUGUGUGUAAGCAAUGUGGGAAAGCAUUCAGUAGACAAUAUACUUGUCAGCUACAUGAAAGAAGUCACAGUGUGGAAAAACCCUAUGCAUGUAAGCAGUGUGGGAAAGCUUUCAGCACACUUAGUGUUCAUCAGAAACAUGAAUGGACUCACACUGGGGAGAAACCCUAUGUUUGUAAGCAAUGUGGGAAAGCUUUCAGAACACACAGAAUUUGCCAAGCACAUGAAAGGACUCACAGUGGGGAAAAGCCCUAUGUAUGUCAGCAAUGUGGGAAAGCUUUCAGCAGACAAGAUAAUUGUCAACGACAUGAAAGAAGUCAUACUGGGGAGAAACCCUAUGUAUGUGCAAUGUGGCAAAGCAUUUAGCACACACAGUUAUUGUCAAACACAUGAGCGGACUCACACUGGAGAGAAACCCUAUGUAUGUAAGCAAUGUGGGAAGGCUUUCAGCACUCACAGAAAUUGUCAAAGACAUGUACGAACUCACAGUGGGGAGAAAUCCUAUGUAUGCAAUGUGGGAAAGCUUUCAGCACACACCUUGUCAAACCCAUGAACGGACU